Empidonax traillii (willow flycatcher) is the source of this 2290-nucleotide messenger RNA. RefSeq names its product Rab interacting lysosomal protein like 2 (gene RILPL2). The coding region runs from base 85 to 732 and encodes 215 amino acids. The transcript is spliced from 4 exons. Gene Ontology annotation, molecular function: protein dimerization activity. NCBI's taxonomy places the organism in Eukaryota, Metazoa, Chordata, Aves, Passeriformes, Tyrannidae. The record is from RefSeq and is a predicted model, not a curated record.
ACAGACCCGGCGGGGGCGGGAGGGGCCGCUCCGCCCGCGGCAGCGCCGCCCGGGCCGGCGGGAGGGAGGGAUAGAGCGGCGGGAAUGCAGCGGGGCCGGCAGGAGGAGGAGGAGGAGGAGGAGGAGGAGCUGGACGAGGAGGAGGAGGAUGGGGAUGGCGGCCCGGAGAGCGCCCUGGAGAAGAGCCCGUUCGAGCUGACGGCCGCCGAUGUGUACGACAUCUCGGCCGUGGUGGGCCGGGACCUGCUGCAGCUCCGCGCCGGGCCCGAGCUCCCCGCCGCCCGCGCGCGGCUGCAGUUCAGGAUCGUGCGGGUGCUGGAGAUGCUGGAGGCGCUGGUGAGCGAGAGCAGCGUGGCCGAGGAGCAGCUGCGGCGGGAGCGGGACAGUCUGCGGCGGGAGCUGGAGCAGCUGCGGGCGGCGGCGGCCCCGGGCAGCGCCCCGCAGGUCAGCCUUGGACCAGAUAAAAUGGUGAUCGACCUCACAGAUCCCAACCGGCCUCGAUUCACGCUGCAGGAGCUCAGAGAUGUGUUGCAAGAGAGAAACCAGCUGAAAGCUCAGCUUCUGGUGGUGCAAGAGGAGCUACAGUGCUAUAAGAGUGGGAUCAUCUCCCAGAGAAAGGACCAAACUGAAGAACUGGAAAAAGAAAGCGGUGGCAGCAGCGCCGGCACCAGCAAGGACAGGGAGGAGAGGACAAUCAUCAAACGGCUGUUUUCUUUUAAACAUGGAAAAUGAGCAUCCUCAAGGACUCCCGCUGAGCACGGCCCUGAUGAGGGAGGAGACAAGGGCUGGGAGCAGCAGCACCACUCCCACUGCAGCGAAGGAGCAAUCUCAUCAAAACUGUGUUGUAUAAUAAUCCUUCAGGAUAGUUUCUACUCUGUUUUCUCAGAAACUGUUUAAAACAGACACUUUUUGUAUUUCUUAGAUUCCUGUCAGACAUUCCCCACACGUAGAAAAUAAAUCUUUAUACACAGGUGGGGUUUAUUCUUAUUAAAAGAGCCUGUGGUGAUCGGUACAAUAACACAUUUCCCCUGUCCAGCUAUCCAAGCACUCAGCCCAAGGGAUUCUGCAAGAUGAAGAUGAUAUUUAAGAGACACGUGGCAUUCCCAAGGGGCUGGUUGGGGUUGAGAUGAAGGAGAGUGGAGAGGAGAGCCCAGCAAGGGAAGGAAAGCUGCUCUGCCCACAGGAAGGAUGGAGGAGGUGCAGGAAUGCUCAGGCUGGAACAGAUGCAGCAAACCCCUCAUUCCUGACAGCUGAAGGGCUCCUGGGGAAGGCAGAUGGGUUUUACACGAGCUCUUUUCUUCCCAUCAGCUGCCACAAGCUGGGUGUUGGCCCCAGGAAUGAGACUGAGCACCAGUGGAAGGAUUUAGGGCAAAGGAGUGGGAAAGCUUGAAAGACUCCAAUUAGAUUCCCCAUUUAGAAAGGGAGAAUACCCAGAGCAGAAAAGCCUGAGCAGACAUAAAAGGAGCAGUGACAGGGAUCAAACUCUGAUCUCACUCUCUUCAGAAGUCUCUGAAGUCUUUUGAUUGCCUCUCACACACUGGCAGCAUGAGCAAUAUAGGCCAUUUCCCACAGCUGCAGUGUGAGGGUGGCUGAGCAGAAGGCAGAGCUGCAGCCUCCCCUCAAAGUCCCUGGGCAUGAGGAGGCACCAGCACAUUGCUCUGACCUCAGCCAGCUGGGUCAGGCAGGGCAUCAACUGCUCAAGUCAUUUUGCCAUCUUCAAAAUCCCAAUCUCAGCCAUGCCCUCAGGAUGUAUUUGGUGAAGCAGGGAAGGAAUCACUGCAUUGCCUGAGCACAAGCUUUGUGCUUGAAAUUAAGAAAGAAUCACAAAUUAACAGCAGCCAGGAUACACCUCUAGGGUGAAAAGAGAUGUGCUCUGAACUCCAUCCUCCUGGGGUUUAUCCAGGAAUGUACUUUCCAGUCUCCUUUACAAAGGGCAGUUUAGCUCCCAACCCAAGGGCACCUUUCCCUGGGAAGUGCUUUACUUAUAUUAGAAGAUGAAACCUUCCUAACAGGGACAGAGAUAAACAUGCAAGUGGCAGUUUCUGUGAGAAAUCCAUUGAUACCUCAGCUCCUAGGAAAGUCAAGGAUACACAUGCAGUGCAACAUCAGCUUUAUUUCCAUCUGACCCAGUGCUACUCCAUGACCAGUUAAGCCUUUCAGAGAAGACAACUUUGUUUUUACGUAAAACAGGGAGAUCUUUCCCCUUUUUGUUUACACAAGUGAUGCUGAAGAACAGAGGUUUUAAGCUAUUCCACCUGAUAAAGGACAAGUAAAUAUUUAAAUAAAAUAA